AUGGAGUUUUUAUGUCGCUCAUGGAGCCCAUCAGCCUAUAACUUUCAGCAGAUGUUUACAUCAAGUGAUUUGUUUGGUUCACAUGACAACUGGACCUCAGGGAAACAGGAAGACAAGUUCAAUUCAGGGGAACCAGAAGAGAAACUGGAGAUACAAGUCAUAGAUGAGUUGCCAUCCCAAACUAGUGCUAGAAGCCCUAUGAUCAGCAGGGUGGAUGACACGAUAUGGAGAGUGAAGAAGAAAGAUGAUAUUCGACUUCACACAGCUAGUGUUCAUGCAGCCCUUUCUGUCACACGCUUGGCUGCAGCUAUUGCCAGCGUUGCUUCCAACUGCAAGAACAGCAGCAUAGAAUCAGCGGAAGACGCCGACCCCAUUAUAGGUGACAUCGUUGCUUCUGCCGCAGCUCUGGUUACCACGGUAUGUGCUGAAGCCGCAGAGUCAUUGGGUGCACAGAAAACAAAUGUUUCUUCUGCCAUAAACUCCGGCUUGGCUAUCCAAACAACUGACGACAUGAUCACACUUACAGCUGCUGCUGCAACAUGUUUAAGAGGAGUUGCAGCGCUCAAAGCAAGAGCUAUGGGCAAUGCCUACUUUCCAAGAAGCCAAAAUUUGCUUCAAGUAAAAGCCGAGCUAUCAGUUGUCACUCCUUCUGGAAGCAGAACAUACGGGUGGGCCUGCAUAUAUUCAAAGCAUAGUCAGCUCAUGCUUAGCCUCCAAAAGAAGCAUCUGGGAUUCUUAGCCACAAGAAAGGAAUACAAGAUUUUGCACGUGAUGGAGGGAACCCAGGAAGCUCAGGGUCAGGGCAACCUUUCAAUCAGCCUAAGAAGCAACAAUGGAAAUAUCAAGCUCUUGUUUAAAGAUGAAACUGAGUCUUUAGUUUGGACGUCAAGCAUCUCUAAUCUCUUACAGAUGCAUAAUUGA
Messenger RNA from Prunus mume (Japanese apricot), 921 nucleotides. NCBI's taxonomy places the organism in Eukaryota, Viridiplantae, Streptophyta, Magnoliopsida, Rosales, Rosaceae. The record is from RefSeq and is a predicted model, not a curated record.